CUAUUCCCAGCCGUUUCUUUUCCCAUUCCCAAAUUCCGCAACCAUUUCCAGGGAUUCGGUUUGAAAAGAGAGAAAAAUGCUCGACAGAUCCCUCAGGCCGCCGGCGGAGGCCGGCCCCGGCGAAGCCGGCGGCGAGGGCCGCGGCAACGUGGAUCGGGUCCUCUUCAAGGACCUCGUCGAGAUGGUGCCCCUCGUCGAGUCCCUCAUGGACCGGAGGACGAACCCGUCCUACUCGCGGCGCGCCUCGCUCGUGUAUACGCCGGCGCCGGCCAAGAAGGUUGCUGAUUUGAGAAGCGCAAAGACGUCGCAGAGCGUGUCGGCGAAAAAGCAGAGAGAUCUUGGAGGAGAUGCAGGAAAGGAGGACAAGCCCGCUUCAAACGGAGAGAACGGCUCGGUUAUGCCGAUGGCUCUGCCGGGAGCAGAAACCAAACCCAAAGACAUCAGUGAUAUUGGUGCCCUACGUGAGCAGAUCGACGAGCUGCAGAAGCAGCUGCUCGAGAAAGAGGAGGCACUGAGAUCUGCUGAGAAUACCGUGAGCGAGAUGAAUGCGGUGUAUUCGACCAUCGAUGAGCUCAGGCGCCAAGUUACUGAGAAAGAAGCUUUAAUCAAGUAUACCAAUUCUCAGUUGCACAACGUGAAAAUUACGCUUGCGGACAAACAAGCAUAUUUAGAGAAGUUAGAAUGGGAGGUCAAGACCUCAAAUAAGAAGGUUGAAGAUCUUCAAGGGGAUAUCUCCAAUAUGGAGUUUGAGAUAAGUUCAUUGAUGUCAUUAUUCGAGAAAAUAUCGGAGAAUGUUUCAGGUGAUGGUUACGAUGGUAGCAUGCCAUCAUAUGAAUUAGAAGCACUUCAGUCAGUGAGUGAAAUUGACAAGAUUGAGGUGGACAAGAUAGAGCAGGAAAGGGUUACAUAUGCCGAAGCUCUCGCUGCUGCUAGGGAGAACCCUAAUGAGGAACACUUGAGUUCUGUUGCUGAGGCACGGUCAAGGCUUCAGGUCCUUGUUGUACAAUAGUGCAGUGCACGGGGUGCCAGUUGUAGUGUAUGUACGGUAAUAUGCACGGGGUGCCAAUUGUAGUGUAUGUACUGUAAUGUUGAUUCUCUGAUGUAAUUAUGAGUGGGGUUGAGCUGGUCAGUUUGUCUGACCGGUGUAAGGAUAUUUGAUCAAGCAGUUGUAACUGGACAGAUACUUAGUUUGGGAAUCAUGUUUAGCAGGUUCUGAGCUCUCCA
Messenger RNA from Lolium perenne, 1224 nucleotides. RefSeq names its product protein MICROTUBULE BINDING PROTEIN 2C. NCBI's taxonomy places the organism in Eukaryota, Viridiplantae, Streptophyta, Magnoliopsida, Poales, Poaceae. Gene Ontology annotation, biological process: plasmodesmata-mediated intercellular transport. The record is from RefSeq and is a predicted model, not a curated record. Gene Ontology annotation, molecular function: microtubule binding.